UUUGCAAGAAUCAUUGGAGUAAAUUAUAAGCAGAUUGGUGUUCAAGUAUUCCUUCCUUCUCUCCAAGGCCAAACAGCCAUUUUUGGGGUUUUCAAGGUCUAGGCGACGAUUUGAAUCAUGUUUUUUAGUUUCACACCUGUUAGAGGCAUGAAAUCAAAGAUUGUUCCUUACUAUAUGAAUGGAAAUCCUUCCAGCCUUUUUUGCAUUCUGCCAAGAGACGAUUCUUCGCGCUUUUACCCUCCUGGCAGCUACCCUGUUUACCUUAAUGUGUAUGAUAUCUCUACUAUCAACAGUUGUAUAUCCUGGACCGGCCUCGGUGCCUUUCACACGGGUUUAGAAGUUCAUGGUGUGGAAUAUGGUUUUGGAUGUCACCAAGAAUCAGAAAGUGGUGUCUUUGAGAUUGAGCCUCGGAAAUGCCCUGGCUUCAAGUUCAGGGAGACGAUUUUAAUGGGUACCACGAGCUUGAGCCCGAGUCAAGUCCAGAGAUUCAUGGAGCUGCAAUCUAGCAACUACUAUGGUGACACAUACCACUUAUUUGGGAAGAACUGCAAUCAUUUUUGUGAAGAUAUGUGUUACAAGUUAACAGGAAACAAAAUCCCCAAAUGGGUCAAUCGGCUAGCCAGAAUAGGUUCAUGUUGUCGUUGCAUACUUCCUGAAUCCAUCAAGGGUUCCGAUGUUAAAAGAGAGUCAAACGGUCAAGACUAUGAAAAGAAGAGUUUGGGAAAUCCGUUUAGUUGUUUCUCAUCGCUUUCAACACAUAAUAAGCUGAGGAAAGUAUCAAUAUCGUCGUUGUAUAAGCAUUCGCUCUAUAAAGGAUGCCUUCCUCCAUGGGAGUUGGAAGGAGACUCGCAAAGGCUUUGUGACGACCAUGAUGAGUAACUGCUGUUCUCUUGUGCCGUAAACUAGACCAGAGUCAUUCUCAACGUGUCCAUAAGAAGUCGUUUCCAUUUUUUUUUAAUGAAUUCUGGUUCGAGACCGAAGAUUUUGAAGAACCGAUUUGCUCGAAAGAUGUAUUCUAUAGUUUUCCCAAGCUUAGUUUAUGUUUGGGAAUGAAUGUAAAAACAUAUUCUUUGUCCUUUUGGCAUCUUCAACAGUAGAAAAUGUACACAUAGAAUCCACACUCUUGUUAAGCUGUUCAACAUUCUUUUUGUCUA
Molecule: messenger RNA, 1154 nt
Organism: Cynara cardunculus var. scolymus (artichoke)
Lineage: Eukaryota; Viridiplantae; Streptophyta; Magnoliopsida; Asterales; Asteraceae
Product: deSI-like protein At4g17486
Exons: 4
Coding region: 118-879 (253 amino acids)
Biological process (GO): protein deubiquitination
Molecular function (GO): deubiquitinase activity
Source: RefSeq, a predicted model, not a curated record